AUGUCUACAGACUCCCAAAACACGAAGCAUAUUCCUAUUGCCCUUCGUUGCCCUCUAGUGGUUGAAGGCCAGACGGAGACACCCAACCUCACAGUGGUGACUGAAUUCAUCCUGCUAGGCAUCAAUGACCAUCCUGAGCUACAGGCCCCAUUGUUCGGAUUGUUCCUCAUCAUCUAUCUAAUUUCACUGGUGGGCAAUACGGGCAUGAUCAUCCUCACCAUGGUGGAUCCCCGGCUGCAAACACCCAUGUACUUCUUUCUCAGACACCUGGCUAUCACUGAUCUUGGUUAUUCUACAGCUGUUGGACCAAAAAUGCUGGUAAAUUUUGUCGUGGAUGAAAAUACAAUCACUAAUCACCUUUGUGCAACACAGCUAACUUUCUUUCUUGUGUUCAUCAUUUGUGAACUUUUUAUUCUGUCUGCAAUGUCCUAUGACCGCUAUGUGGCCAUCUGUAAGCCUCUGCUCUACACUGUCAUCAUGUCACAGAGGGUAUGUUGGAUGUUAGUGGCAGUUCCUUAUUUCUAUAGUGUCAUUAUUUCUCUUCUAAUCACUAUAAAAAUUUUUGCUCUACCCUUUUGUGGCUACAGGAUCAUUAGUCAUUUCUGUGAUAGUCUCCCUUUAAUAUCAUUGCUCUGCUCAAAUACACAUGAAAUUGAAAUUAUAAUUUUGAUUUCAGCAGGGUUUAAUUUGGUUUCCUCUCUAGUGGUCCUCCUAUUUUCUUACCUACUCAUUCUUAUAGCCAUUUUUAGGAUGAAUUCAGCUGAAGGAAGGCAGAAAGCUUUGUCUACCUGUGGGUCCCACUUGACCGUGGUCAUUGUCUUCUAUGGGACUUUGAUAUUUAUGUAUGUGCAGCCCAAGUCAAGUCACUCCUUUGACACUGAUAAGGUGGCAUCCAUCUUUUAUACUCUGGUUAUCCCCAUGUUGAAUCCCUUGAUCUAUAGUCUAAGGAACAAAGAUGUAAAAUGUGCCCUACAAAGGUUGUGGAAAAUAUUAUGCAAUGUUUUUUCUUAA
This is a messenger RNA of Peromyscus californicus insignis, 1011 nucleotides long. Its product is annotated as olfactory receptor 8K3-like. The coding region runs from base 1 to 1011 and encodes 336 amino acids. The record is from RefSeq and is a predicted model, not a curated record. Gene Ontology annotation, biological process: sensory perception of smell; G protein-coupled receptor signaling pathway. Gene Ontology annotation, molecular function: olfactory receptor activity; odorant binding; G protein-coupled receptor activity. The transcript is spliced from 2 exons. NCBI's taxonomy places the organism in Eukaryota, Metazoa, Chordata, Mammalia, Rodentia, Cricetidae. Gene Ontology annotation, cellular component: membrane.